Molecule: messenger RNA, 4165 nt
Organism: Lates calcarifer (barramundi perch)
Lineage: Eukaryota; Metazoa; Chordata; Actinopteri; Centropomidae
Product: protein jagged-1b
Exons: 14
Coding region: 1027-3288 (753 amino acids)
Biological process (GO): Notch signaling pathway; cell communication; multicellular organism development
Cellular component (GO): membrane
Molecular function (GO): calcium ion binding
Source: RefSeq, a predicted model, not a curated record
GUGAGAUACGAAUUCAGGACAAUUCCGUGCGUAAAUGUGACACGCUUAGAGAGAGAGAAAAAAAGUUGGGGUUGGCCUACAGGUGGCUCAGAGUGUGUAAGCUAUAGAGGGAAGAGAGGGAUGACAGCACUGGUGCGCGCUGGGAACCAUCCGGAAAGACGGAUAUUCCCUGCCUCAGGACACACCCUCCACGCUCUCUCUCUCUCUCUCUCUCCCCCUCUCUCUCUUUCCCUCUCUCAUUGUUUCCCACACUGACUCUGUCGCCGCCGGGCUUCGUUCGGUUGACAAAUGACGAGCCGCAGCCGCUUGGAUGAGAAGAGCGCAAAGUGAAAUCAUUCCGCCGGAGAGACACAAGUUUUUGUCGGCCGCUUCCACACACUCCUCACGAAAGAAGAUGAGCCUAGAUUUUAUUUUCUGAUGUUUUGGUGCGUGGAUCGGGCUUGAAGAGAGACAGGAGGAGGAGGAGAGGAAGAAGAGAAGAAGAAGAAGAAGAAGAAGAAGAAGAAGAGAGACGUGUGUGUCAGCUAAUUGGGAUGAGAGUUCAAGUCAAGUGAGACGGCAGAUUGGACCUUUAAAGCCUCUUAACGCAGGUGCUGUGUUUAGGUGCCGCGUGUGUGUUUGUGUGCAUGUGUCAUUCCCCAGUGGAGAUCCACCCUGGACACAGAAGCAAGGGGGUGAUCAGGUGUAUGUGAGUGAGUGAGUGUGUGUGUGUGUGUGUGUGUGUGUGUGUGUGUGUGUGCGUGUGUGUGGUGUGUGGGUGGGUGGGGGAUAAAUCCAAGCGCAGACAGAGGUUGGUUAUGGUCUCUGUGAACUGGACGCGAUGAAGUGGCUCCACGGGAGUUUCAGGGUUUAAGACCGGAGAAGGAGGAGAGCUGGGGUAGGGUGGACGGACGGACGCACGCAGGGAGGGGACGAGGAGGGGGGGACAACACCACCACCACCACCACCACCACUACUACCGCCGCCACCACCACCUCCACCGCUGCCGCCGCCAAAGCGCACAGCACAAUCCCUCUUGACGCAGGGAUGGAGAGCGCAAGAGCGCACGGGAUAACUCGGCUCGACCCCAGAAACGCGAGCAGAAAGAUCACCGGGAGGCAAGGCAUGAGGAGUGACCGACACCGGGGGGGACACCUCCACCUGCAGCGGGCUGUGAUUUUUCUCGUCGCGCUCGCGAUGCAGCCGCAGGCUGUCUGCGCCGCGGGAAUGUUCGAGCUUCAGAUCCGCCACUUCCAGAACCCACACGGACUCCUGCAGACUGGAGACUGCUGCGACCUCCAGGCCAGUGGGGGGCAGCGCUGCUCUGCCAGGGACCAAUGUGACACUUUCUUUCAAGCCUGCCUCAAGGAGUACCAGGCCCGGGUCGCCUCAACCGGAACCUGCACCUUCGGGUCGGGCAGCACAGGGAUCCUGGGUGGAAACUCCCAGUCACUCCGCCACCGGGGACAUGAUGGAGGAGGAGGAGAGGAUGGCACUAAUGGACACAUUGUCAUUCCCUUCAAAUACGCCUGGCCAAAGUCCUUCUCUCUGGUGUUGGAUGCUCUGGACUACGACAACGACACAUCAGACUCAGGUCAGUUAAUUGAGCGAGUCCUCCUCUCCUCCAUGUUGAACCCUGGCGAACAGUGGCAGACGUAUCGUCACCACGGCCGGACCCUCAGCCUGGAGUACCGGCUUCGCUUCCGCUGCGACUCCAAUUACUAUGGACCUUUCUGCAACAAGCUCUGCCGAGCCCGCGAUGACUUCUUUGGUCACUUCAGCUGUGACUCCAGCGGCUCAAAGGUCUGCAUGGAGGGCUGGACCGGGCCAGAGUGCAAAGAAGCGGUGUGCCGGCAGGGGUGUCAUCAGGCCCACGGCUCCUGCACUGUACCUGGAGAAUGCAAGUGUCAUUAUGGCUGGAAGGGUCCUCUGUGUGACCAGUGUGUGACGUUCCCCGGCUGUGUGUACGGGAGCUGCACCGAGCCCUGGCAGUGUGUGUGUGACGUCAACUGGGGAGGACUGCUGUGUGACAAAGAUCUUAACUUCUGUGGCACUCACCAGCCCUGUAAGAACGGUGGGACCUGCACCAACACUGAGCCAAACGAGUACAAGUGUGAAUGCCAGGAAGGUUUCAGAGGGCGCAACUGUGACAUUGUCGAACACGCGUGUUUGUCGUCUCCAUGUAUGAACGGAGCCACCUGUGUGGAGGACCCAACGGGCUUCAGCUGCAUCUGUACCGACGGCUGGACCGGAAACACCUGCGCAGAUGUGGUGAGGCAGUGUGAUCGGAGCCCUUGCGGUCGUGGAGCGACGUGUGAGGAGGCUCCUGGAGGUUAUCGGUGUCUGUGCCCGCCUGGAUGGACCGGCAGGACGUGCCAGCUGGACACCAACGAGUGUGAAACGGGUAUAUGCGCCCACGCCCGCUACUGUCGCAACUUGAUCGGUGGAUACCUGUGUGACUGCCUUCCUGGAUGGACGGGGCCAAACUGUGACAUCAGGAACAGCAGCUGUCAGGGUUUGUGUUUGAACGGUGGACGCUGUGAGGACCAGGUGUCAGGGUCCAGAUGCUGGUGUCCACCUGGUUUCACUGGGAAAUACUGCCAAAACAGUCCAAGUCCCUGUGACAGCGCCCCCUGUCUGCACGGAGGACAGUGCACAGAGAGGGAUGGGAGAACGGCCACCUGCAACUGUCCCGCGGGAUAUUCAGGAAUCUUCUGUGAGAUUGUGUUGGACCUAUGCAACCCCAACCCCUGCCAGCAGGGGGUAGCCUGUCACAGCACAGAGGGUAGGUACAUGUGUGCCUGUCCCGAGGGUUACUAUGGUAACGAGUGCACAAGCCUCAAAAGUCCCUGCAUUGGUCAACACUGUCCAGGUGCCAUGUCGGACACGACACAUGGAGGCAUCAGCUUCUACAUGAUCCUGGUGGGCAUCUUAGCAUUAGUGACGGUCUGCGGCUGCACUGCCUGUGCUUUCAUCCUUUCCCACCUCCAUCGAAAGCGGAAAAAGCAGCAGGCCGUCCCACAGGAAGAAGGCAUCAACAACCAGAGGGAGUUUGUCAACCUCAUCAGAAACGUGGACCGUCCCGUGCCCCUUCUUCCCCCCGCUGCCCCGCUCACGCAGCCUCCAGCCCCUGCCCCUGUCUCACGUUGCUACGAGGAGAUUGAACUGACCCUUCCACCUUCCCCGGCACCCUCACACCCCUCGCCGGCGUUAAAGCCUGCCCAUGCUCCCAAGCUGGACAUUUCAAACCGGGACAGGGAGAAGUUGAACCGCUUCCACUACACAGACAACCAGGAACUUGAGGUCUGACCCUUGAACUUUUGGGCAUCUGAGGAGCUUUUUUAAUUCUAUUUUGCGUCCCUUGCACUCUUUUGCUCACAGGACCCUGCGUUCAACUACUGCCACUAUAUCACAGUUGCAGAUAUGAAAAUGCGAGGCAACCCUAUGACCUUUGUGCGCUCAGAUGGCAGAUUGGCAAACACCUGAGGAGCAAAAGCUGCUAAGAAGAGGGGUCAAAAGUCUUACUGUGUUGACUUCUUUGAGUCCAUUUUGAAGACUGUGAGAAGCAGUGGGUGCAUGAUGUUUGACUGAAAGACUUAAAGACAUGCCUUGGAGUGCCUGAGAUACUGUCAAGAAGAAGUGGAGGAUCAGCCUGUGCAGGAGCCUCUCAACAUGUUUCCCAGUCCACGACGCCAUCUGAUUGGUGUUCAGACCUUUGUGUUUCAGACUGAACUCUGACAGAUGGAGCGGAUGCCUAUUUAACACUCAGUGUGUUUCUGUGUCUGGUUGUUCAUAAAGUGUGUGUGAGAGUGAAAGCGAAAGAGAGAGUGUAUAGUAUGAGUGUAUGUGAGGGAAAAAGGAAGGACAGAAGGAUUUUACUGAAGAAAACAAAAAUGAUAUACUUGUCAAAAGAGAGUGCAUACUGAAAACUGUUUUAAGACUAUACACUGUUGCCUGCAUCAUCUCUGUAAUACUACAGUUUGUCAAAGAUGUAUGAUUUUUUCAUACCUGCGUGUAAAAUAGCUUUUUUGUACAUAAAUAUAUUGUACAUAUUGACGCCCAUUUUUGUACUGUGGUUUGGUCUGAAAGUAUCUCUGUAUUACUUUGCUCUGUUUGUCCCAUUUCACUUUACAUUUGGAACAACCAGCACAUGUGGAUUGUAAUAAAGGUGCAUUUACCAACUCUA